CACACUUUUAGAUCAGACGCACCCUUCUUCAGAAAACGCUGCAUUCUAUCGACUCUGCAUACCACAAACCAGAUCAUUGUCGCAAUAAACCUGUAUGAUUUGACAAAGCCAGAACCUGCCUGCCCGCUCCAAGUCUCCCAAAGUGACAAACACCCCGAACCCUCCCCACUUGGAUCGACCGCAACAGUGCUUCCUCCCGGGAGGACUUGUAUGUUUUGGCGAAAACCACUUCCCACCUUCACAAUAUCAACACACACACUUUGUCGUCUUCUCCAACAACCCCCAUAAAAACAUGGCCACCGACGACCUAUCCAACAAGCCGCUCGCGGUACGGACGACAUCGUCCACCUCCACCGAUGGCGCCUCGUUCGACAUCGUCAAAACCUACCGCGACCUCCUCACCUCCGACCCCGACAUGACUAUGCCCGUAGCAGCCAUCGAAUCGCUCAUCGAGCUCUUGCGCGUCACCCCUUCCUCAACAGCCAUGGAAACCGUCGAAGUCGUCAAGACCCAAAAGGCCCUCCUCCUCGACUCGGCCCCGAACCCUCUCCCUCUGCUAGCCGGCGCCGACCUCUUCGAGCAGUACCUUCUCCGGUCGCUUAGAGGGCAGACCGCCGAGUCCUUCGACGAGACGAAGCGCCACCUGCUCAACAACCGCCAGCUCUUUGCCGCCCGCGCCAAGGCCGCCCGCGACAACAUUGCCGUCAUCGGUUCCCGCUACGUGUCGCACCGCAAGAUCGUCCUGGCCGCGGGCGGUUCGAGGGUGGUGACCAAGAUCCUGGUGCACGCCGCCACGACCCGGACCAACACGCACUUCAAGGUCAUUUACGUCAUGGACGGCAGUCCGCACUGCGACGCCAGCGUCUCGGCCCUGCGCGACGCCGGCCUGGAGGUGGAGACCAUCUCGACCUCCAAGGUGGCCUACGUCCUCAAGGACCAAAAGGACAUCAACAUCGUCCUCGUCGGCAGCGAGGUCGUCAUGCAAAACGGCGGCAUCAUCUCGCGCAUGGGCACUUCGCAGCUCGCCCUGCUCACGCGCUUCGCGGGCGGCUCGCAGAAGCGCUUCUUGGUUGCUGCGGAAAGUCACAAGAUUGUGCGCAAGACGCCCCUCUGGCACCCACAGGUGUUAAGGGUCGGCGUCAAGCAGAAGGAUAUCAGCAAGUUUGACAACGUGGGCGUUGACCCUGUAGGCCAGGAGGCGAGGGAUUGGGUGGCGGAUCGCGAUGAGGUGGAUUAUACCGAUCCGGAGCUGAUUGACGGCAUUGUGACGGAGCAGGGAGUGAAGCAGCCGAGUCAGAUUUGGGAGUUGGUGGAUUAUGAGAAGUGAGGGGGGUCUUGCUGCCCGGUACUGAAGGUGAAAGGCGCAGAAGCGUGGGUAACAAAAGGGCGGUUUUAUGAAUGGAUGGAUGGAUGGAUGGA
Messenger RNA from Neurospora hispaniola, 1419 nucleotides. Its product is annotated as translation initiation factor eIF-2B alpha subunit. Lineage: Eukaryota; Fungi; Ascomycota; Sordariomycetes; Sordariales; Sordariaceae. The record is from RefSeq and is a predicted model, not a curated record. Gene Ontology annotation, biological process: translational initiation. Gene Ontology annotation, molecular function: guanyl-nucleotide exchange factor activity; translation initiation factor activity. The transcript is spliced from 2 exons. Gene Ontology annotation, cellular component: eukaryotic translation initiation factor 2B complex. Bases 293 to 1327 code for a protein of 344 amino acids.